This is a messenger RNA of Varroa destructor (honeybee mite), 4932 nucleotides long. RefSeq lists its product as uncharacterized. NCBI's taxonomy places the organism in Eukaryota, Metazoa, Arthropoda, Arachnida, Mesostigmata, Varroidae. The record is from RefSeq and is a predicted model, not a curated record. Gene Ontology annotation, molecular function: protein binding.
AACCGACUUAUAAAAUGUAGUGUACAAAACCGACCAUGGCAUCGUGUUUAUAUACGGGCGAACUGCGAUAAGAUUGAAAUAUUUUGUUAUACAACGAGAUUUACCUCAUUUGACUGAACGAUUCCCGUGCACUAGAAAAGAGAGAACCUACAAAGUUCCUAAUUAGCAUCUAUACAAGUUUGUUUUGUAUUCGCUAUAUUACAGCAAUUAGGCUGGAUAAUAAAAAAAAAAAAAAAAAAACACUGUAUAUCAUUGAAUCGGAAAAUCAAGUUGAUACUUUAACUAGCUUUGUUGAUAGAAGCAAGUUUGCAAGAUGUUUAAGCGAAUGACAGAAGGCAGAGAUAAGUGUCACUUCUAAUGAUGUGUUAUUUUUUUUCAGCCAAACAAAACCAUUUCUGGUACAUCGUUAACACUUUACUAAUAAAAAGCUAUGAAACUGCUUUUUAUAGAUUUUCAUUGCAUUAUUUGUUUCGCCAAGGUUGACACAGAUUUCAAAUUGCUAGUGAAUUAAAAUGGAUAAACACUUUAAGAAGUUAGAUUCUCUCGUAAUUCCAAAUGAAUAAGCGUUACGUUAUAUUAUUACAUUGAUGUGAUUAAACUAUUUUGUUUCAAAUAGAAUUCAAAGUUUACUGACCGAAUAUAAACGAUAAUUGUAUUUUUGUGAACAUGCUUCAAUGUUGUAUACACGACAAAUUUUUAAGUUACUGUGUGAUAAUAGAUAUACACUUAGAUUACCAGGUCAACAAGCUUUGUUUUCUCAAAUUAUCCAUUGCACACUUUUAAAUGAUAUACGUAAUAUUUUUUUUAUCAAACGUGCUAAUAGGCUAAUAAAAAAACGAUUAGCAGUUUUUUGUAACUCGAACUAGAGCGGCAUACUACGACUUUCGUAUGGUGAUUCGAAUAAGUUAACUAUAUAUAUGCACAUAUUCAAAGACACACAUAUACGUUACGGAACUUUUGCAACCGCAGUUAAAGCGCACGGUUUGAGAACAGUUGAUCAUCAAGUUUCAAGGCUGACAUCCCCUCCCUACUCGAUACAGAUGGACGGUUUAGCUGAUGUACGAGCUACGCAUUGAUUCAAUGCGUACUACAGUAAAUAGUAUUACAUAAGCAACGUACGCUAAUAAUGCAAUUGACUAGCCCUUAACUUUCUUAUCGAACUCAACUAGCAAUUCCUUAUGGCGCGUUAUAUAUAUAUGCGCAUCUGUUUGGACAUGUGGACUGCCGAAUAGCUUAACGUGUCGAAGUAUGAAACGCUCAAACAACUUUUUCAACUAUACCAAGACUUUUGCCUCACGCUGUAUAACAGCAACUUUCUUAUCGUUGGUGAACCACUAAAUUAGGAAGGAGCAAAUUCAUCGCGCAUUUUUCGAAAGAAAGCGUGAAGAUCCUCUGGAAGAAGUUCUCGCGAACAGAGCCUCAGUGUGAUGCAGCGUCGUAAUAUUAUUCGAAGUCGUAAUAAAGCUCCUAAUGGAGCCCAUUCGAACGGAAGCCGAAACUCAUAUGACAAAGGAGCAGCAGAUACUUCACCAAAUUUAAAACUGCGCUGUUCAUCUCAAGAUAAUUUUCAUCAAAAUGCUUCAGCUGAUGUCAAUGCAAAUUUACAUGCUCGCAGUAGUCGUGUCACAUCGUCCCAUCAGAGAAACUGUAGAGAUGACGUCUUCCAUAGUCCAGUGCGUGUUGCUCAAAAAUUCAGUUCAAUUGGCCAAUUUUCGAAAUGCUUUCAGAGUAAUUUUGAGAAAUCUAACAAAAGAGGAAAAACACCUUCUCCUGCUAAGGAAACUUUCAAUAUUCCUUUGUGGAAGCGGCUUUUCGUGCAAUGUGAUGAAAAGGAAGUUGAUACGAUAACACAAUUAGAACGUGAUAUAGAAAACGAGCCUCCAGACAUGCUCGUGAUUUCACGAAGUGGUACGCGGCAUCCCAUCAAUAAAAAAGUUCUAGCAAAAAUGUGUGGUUACUUUGAAGCGAUUUGCCGUAGCGGUAUGAGAGAAUUAAAAGUAAAUGAGGUAAUGUUAGAAAUUGAAGAUGAGCUUCUUACAUCCGUCUUCAAAUAUGCAUACAGUGGGGAGGUGACGCUAAACGAAAAUAACGCAAUACAGAUUUACAAGGUGGCACACUAUCUCCAAAUGGAUUCUCUCGUAGAUGUCUGCAGCUACUUCAUCGGUCAACGAAUUCGACAGUUUUCAAAAGAUCUGUAUGAUUUAGGACUGAAAUUCGGGUGCGAAUAUUUCACUCUCGCUGUCGUCGACGCGAUCUGUCGGUCUCCUGAAAUUCUAGAAGACGAAUCGCUCCUAUCUCAGAUGAAUAUAGAUAUGUUUCAAGAUGUUUUUUCCAAUGACAACCUGCUGGUAGAAUCUGAGGAUAAGGCAUGCGAUCUGGUUCUGCAAUGGGUAAGAGCAGCUGACCGCUCCAAAGCAGAUAUUCGAUGUGCUGUCGAGUGCCUACGCUUGCCUCAUAUUACCCCGAUGGCCGAGCGAAAGCUUAAGGAAAUGCUCAGUAGCUACGAAGUUGAGGUGCCACUGUUUACGACCUGCGUGAAACGUAACUUCACCGAUCUGCCUGAAAAGCAGUUAGCGUUUCGGGCCAGUUGCCCGUCCCACGUUCAUAUCUUUUGGAAGGAUGAAAUGGGCAGUGCGGACGGUCCUGUAAACUUCCACAUGACGUGCAUGCGGUUUCGUAACUAUGUACUGUCGAAUUACAUCAUAGAUGCUUCCCAGCACAGGAUCUAUUCAGAAAAUUACGAGUUUCUAGUUGUGGACAACCAGAUAGUCAAGAUCACACAAAAUAAAGAAGAGACAGAGUUGAAGGUGGAGAGCUUAGAAAUAAUGGGCCGUCUCACUUAUCGAACGGUUUUCAAACGUGAAGCGCCACUGUCUGACUUUACCGCUUGUUCCGAUGGUUCACGUUGUGUGAUCAGUUACUUCAAUGGUUUCGGUCGGCCUCCUAAAUUUAAUGCUUGCGACACAACGGACUGGAAGCAAAUCGAAGACUAUUAUGAAGUUCCGUCGGAAAAGUUGCGCUUUAGCCCGCGUGAAAUGAGUUUCUUUGAGGACGUCGUAUUUAUCAUGCGGAACCAGACAAUGUUCAUAUCAGAUCGGCAUGACAAUUCACUCACUGAACUCGAGAUUCCAGAAAAACUGGGCCACAACAAACUCGUAAGCUUUAUCCACGUCAACAAUAAAAUCUACGUCUAUGAAGACAGAAGCAGUGGAGUCAUUCAAAAGCUCUUUAACGAUCGGCUACAUGUCGUCAAUUUGGAAACCAGAGAGAUUGAAGACACCAUCUUAAUCGACUUCCGAGUGAAAGAUCGAGAUAUUCAGCGAGUAUCAGGUCACAGGCCCGGGCGGGUUCGGAAGUUUUUCCGCUUCGAGAAUAGAAUAUACAUUGUUAUCCAGGAGGACGGGAUUGGUAACGCUUUCUUCAUCAGGUUCGAUCCCGGAAAAAAUACUUUCGGUCCAGCCCAGAGCAUCAGGGCUUUUGACUUCAUCAACGGUCCAUCAAAUCGCAUAUUUUCACGCAAGUUCCUCAUGCAGGUACCAACCUACUUCCGCUACUGCCGUCACGAGUCUAUUCUUCAGGCGCAUCUCCGAACUAUAAAAGGGCGAAACCGAGAGCUCGAAAUGGCACUACUUAAAAAAUACGUUUAAGUGAGGAUCAUCCACUACUACAACACUUUGUUAGGGUGUUUUUUUUUUGUUAUUCGUAUUAUUAUGGCGACGUUGGAAAAUGAAAUUUCAUAUCUAAUGAGAAUGUGAUUCGUCUCAUUUGUGAUAUGCAGCUGGGCGUAAAAACUGUGUCCACAUAAACGAGUGAAAAACUAGUGCACAGAGUAAAUGGUAUACUACGAUAGACUCUUGAGCUUUAUGUUGGGUUGCUUACAACAGCUGCGUUGGCUAUGAACUAAUGCUAAUGUUUCUUCUAUAUCCAGAAAAUUUAUACAAAUUAACGAAAUAUUUAACAUGUUAACACGGAUUUAUAGAAAGACGGUUGUCCAAGAAGCUGCGCUGGUAAAAAGGCCUCAUAGGUUGUUGAACAUCGAUCGUAGGAAGACGUCAUUGCUAACAUACCCUGUAUUUAGGCCUACGUAUUAAAUAGAGCAUACUAAAAGAACGGUCAAAACGAUUUUGAUUCGGCGUUAUGGAUUUAUAUAUAUAUAUAUAGUAUCAAAUAGAUAACUAAUGCUUCGAGAAAUCUGAAAUAGCCUUUGGCAUAAUAUGCUUAGUUUAGAGGUUGUUAUAUGCAAAACAGACGAGUAUCUAGCUUAAAGAAUUGAGGUCAAGAAUUUUCAAAAAAGUAAAUAUCUUUGCUUAUUUCAGAAAAAUAGUCGCUACUUGCGCCUCCGCUUUUGCUGUUGUACUAGAUUCGAGUAUCCUAUCCGAUAUGGCGCGAUCGAAACCCCGUAAUGCGUUAAGUAAAAUAUUUUUAAUAAAUAAGAAGGUUUAACGGUAUCUAUCCCCUGUCUCAGGGGGUGCCUUAAAGUGAACUGAGUAGCCAAAUGUUGUGGUUAAAAUGUUACUAGAAGGAUUGCCCUUUCUCCGGAAUUAAACUCAUGGGAUUGUUUUGUGCACGCGUGACACUGUUACAUCUAGCUGCAAAAUGCUUUUUUGUACAACCAAUCAAUUUUGAAUACGUCAGAUCUUAUAAUUAGAUCAGCGAUUUACCCGACUGGAUAGAUCCCGUUUUAACGGAGCGAUUUACACUUGUGCAAGUUUCUGUGGAUCAACCGAAUCAGUCUGAAUUGCUAGGCAUUGGUUUAAUUUUACCUUUUGACCUAAUUUGUGCAAUCAAAGGAAAAAAAUAACCAUGACGAAGCACCUGCCCGAUACAAUGUAAUACUGUUUUAGAUGAGAGCUGCUAGAAAAAAAGAAAGCGAAUGUAAGUUAGUUAAUAAAUAAAAAAUGAAGUGCACUGAAACAUGGUUAACAUAAAGCA